UGAGAACAAGCCGGGUGGGCAGACGGAGCGUCAGCAACAUCCCAGCUAGCUAGCUACCUAGCUAGCUGGUUUUUUUAUUUUUAUUGAUACGACACGAACUUGUUUUUUUCAUAAUGUACCUAUAGAAUAUAAGAUCUUAAGAUGACACAGAAAGAUACAUUAUUACAUCUCUUCGCUGGAGGGUGUGGCGGAACGGUAGGGGCCAUCAUGACCUGCCCCCUGGAGGUGCUGAAGACCAGGCUCCAGUCUUCAGGGAUCUCUCUCAGGCCUGUGUUUCAGGUCCAGCUGGGCACGCUCAACGGCGCCAGUGUCAUCAGGCCUGGACCUGUAACACCGGGUCUGCUUCAGGUUCUGCGCUCAAUCCUGGAAAAGGAGGGACCAAGAUCACUUUUCCGAGGACUAGGUCCAAACCUAGUUGGUGUGGCUCCUUCAAGAGCCAUUUACUUCGCUGCAUACUCCAACUCGAAAGAGUGUUUCAAUGGCAUCUUUGUGCCCAACAGCGGAGUGGUGCACAUGUCCUCAGCUGGAUUCGCAGCCUUUGUAACAAACUCCCUCAUGAACCCCAUCUGGAUGGUGAAGACCCGGAUGCAGCUGGAGAAAAAGGCGCGGGGAGAGAAGAGGAUGAACGCAGUGCAGUGCGCUCGGUACGUCUACAGGACGGAGGGGAUCCGCGGCUUCUACAGGGGCCUGACGGCGUCGUACGCCGGCAUCUCGGAAACCAUGAUCUGUUUCCUCAUCUACGAGACGCUGAAGAAGCACAUGGCGGAGGGCCGCUUAAAGCCCAGCAGCGGGAGCGACAAGGGGGCCUCGGACUUCCUGGGACUCAUGGUGGCUGCCGCCUUCGCAAAGGGCUGUGCCUCCUGCAUAGCCUAUCCGCACGAGGUGAUCCGGACCAGACUCAGAGAGGAGGGCAGCAAAUACAAGUACUUCUUCCAGACAGCACGGCUGGUGGCAGUGGAGGAGGGCUACGCUGCUUUUUACAGAGGACUCAUUCCACAGCUCAUCAGGCAGAUCCCCAACACGGCCAUCGUGCUGUCUACCUAUGAGCUCAUCGUCUACCUGCUGGGCAAGCCCUCUCAGUGACACGGCGAGAGAGAGAACCUGCCGGCCAGAAGGAGGAAAAGUUAAACCCCAAGCACAAUGUAGAAACACACUGUUCUGACGGGCGGAUGGACACAUGGCGUUGCACUUUCUGACAGGCAAAAGGACUUUUCCUUGAAGAAUCGGAUACAGAUUUAACUCCGAUCCAAAGACAUGGUAGACCCACCUUUUAUUUUAUUUAAAAUGAUGCACAUUCGUGAGGUUUUUUUUGGUGGGUAAAAAGAACUGCAGAAUCUGUGUCUUCUGGCUUAUUUAAUAAUUCAAAGAGAGAUGAUGGUGGAGAAAAUCUCCAAAUCGAUAAAGACAUAGCGCAGUAAAUCACAACAUAGAAAACAGGUCAUUAGAUGAAACAGUACUGUAAAAUCUAAAACUAAAUUAUUAUUAUAUUAUUAUUGUUGUUUUUGUUUUAUUAAUAGUUUUACUAUUGUUUUUUUCUUUUUCGUUUUUAACCAAUGUUAAUUAUCCAAAGACAAUUUGAUCCACCAUCUUGAUAGCAGUUUAUGAUCUUGUAUGAAAGCAUGUCCAAAUGCACUAGAGAGUAUAUAGGUUUGCUGCAAACAUAUAGGAUUGUUGUUUUUAGGCAAGCAUAUAUAGACUGCAUCUUAUUUUCCUGUGGAUUCUGAGUGUUCAUAUUCAUGCUCUUAGGGUUCAGCUGGGUUUAAAUGACCAUUUCUGCUCACUCUGCCACCUGUCAAUUUUUUUUAUAUAUAAAUUUGUCCU
Megalops cyprinoides (Indo-Pacific tarpon) is the source of this 1821-nucleotide messenger RNA. RefSeq names its product solute carrier family 25 member 33. Gene Ontology annotation, molecular function: pyrimidine nucleotide transmembrane transporter activity. The transcript is spliced from 7 exons. Gene Ontology annotation, biological process: pyrimidine nucleotide import into mitochondrion. The coding region runs from base 142 to 1083 and encodes 313 amino acids. Gene Ontology annotation, cellular component: mitochondrion. Lineage: Eukaryota; Metazoa; Chordata; Actinopteri; Elopiformes; Megalopidae. The record is from RefSeq and is a predicted model, not a curated record.